AUGACAGGACUGACAGGAAGAGCAUGCAGGGUUGGAGCGGACUCCCGGGCUGGAGCGGGCUCUGGAGCGGACUCACUGGCUGGGACGACCCCUAUGUUCACAGACACUGGAUGGGUGGCUAUCUUGCCCUGCAAAUAUAAAAAUAAAUGUAGAAUUCUUUUUCUUUUUCUGUUAGGACAAUAUUUAGGUCAAGAUCUGCAGAUCCCUGAGCCGCCUAAUAAAACAGAAGGAGACAUUGUGGUGUUCGCUCCUGAUAACCCCCCACCCUCCACAUCGAUUUUUAUAACUCAAUGGUUUUUUGCUACAACACCUAUAAUUACAGUAGUGUCUGGUGUAGCUACAGUAACCCCCGCAUAUGAAGGCAGAGUCAGUUUUGACAACAACACUCUCGCUCUGACGCUGCUGAGUGAUUCUGGAAUAUAUGGACUGACUGUAAUAACUAGUGCUGGAGGGGCACUUACAGGAGAAACUUCACUACAAGUGUUCGAACCUUAUGUCAGGCUUAUUGGUCCAGAGGACCCAUUAAUAGAGGGCGACUCAUCUGCUAACAUCAUCUCUGAGGGAACUGGCAUCAUCACCUCUGUGCAGUGGAUGAAAGAUAACAGUCCUCUGUCUCCUAGCAACAGCAUCAUCUUCUCACCUGAUAACAGAUCAGUGUCCAUCAGUCCAGUGCAGAGAUCAGACAGUGGGAAAUAUCAGUGUACAUAUACAAACCCUGUCAGCUCUGGGACGGCAACAUACAGCCUGAUCAUCAACUAUGGACCAGAAGAUGUUUCUAUUAAGGGUCCGGAUGUGGUGGAUUUAGGGGUUCGUGUGUCUCUGUCUUGCUCUGCAAAUUCUGAACCUUCUGCCUCAUUCAGAUGGACGUUUAAUGGAACAGACACCGGUGUGACCACAGACACAUUCACUAUAGAUGAGACUGACUUCACACACAGUGGAGAUUACGACUGCACUGCCUGGAAUAGUGUCACAAACAGAAGUGCCUCACAAAGACAUGCUUUACUAGUUAAAGGUCCAGCUGAAGGCAGUAUGACUGUUGGAUCAUUAUUUAGAGAGAUUGUGAUUAUUGUUAAGACUGCAGCAUUUGCUGCUCCUACUGUGAUUCUUCUUCAGAUCAUCUGUGCAAGAAGAGCUGGAAGGAAAGACUCACACCGCCCAGAGGACAUAGAGAUGCCUACUACAGUAUUAGAAUAAAACACACUCUGCAAAUAAAAGGCAAGAUUUAUCUUCAUGGUUGUGGAUAUUAUAAUUUUCCAGUGCUCCAUAUUGUAUAGACUGAUUUUAAUAUGAUAUUAAAUACAGUGAUCAACAACGCAAGACCUUAAUCACUUAAUAAGUACCUUAAUAAACAUGAAUGUUUAUUUCCAGACAGAAAUCAUAAUAUAAAUACAAUAUAAAUACCAAUUUCACUUUUCUAACUUCAUCUAAUCUUUAAACUUUUUACAGAAGGCUUAACAUUUUGUAAUGGUUAAUUUUGAUGAUGCUACACAAGUCUGUUAAUUAUCAUGGCAAACUGAAUGUACAGAUGGAUUUUGAUGGGUUUUUCUUUUUCUCUGAGCAUUUCAAUGCAAACACAAAUCCUAAUGUUGUCUACUGACCCUAAAUAAGAAAAUGUAUAAAUGAUUGUCUUCCCCACCCUCAACAUGCUUCAACAUGUUUUUGUCAUGUAUGCAUAAAUAUAAUUUCACAAUUUGCAAACUUUUUUUGGUCUUCAAAUAUGUGCUUAUUUUAAUUUUAUUUAACAGUCAAAAAUAUAAAAGAGGGAGUUAUUUAACCUUGAUAUUGGGUUAAUAUCCAAUAAAAUAAAAGAGAGAAUAUAGUAUUUAUUAUUUUCAUACACUAGAAGCCAUUAGAGAAAAAGAAUAAAUAAGAAAUGUUAAUCAAACAACAACAUUCACAAGAAAAAAUUAAAACCACUCAUAUCUCUUGGCUGGAUAACUUUGGAUAAGCUUAAAUAAGCCAUCUAAAACUGAAAAUUAAUACAAGGAUACCUUUUUU
Messenger RNA from Ctenopharyngodon idella (grass carp), 1998 nucleotides. Its product is annotated as carcinoembryonic antigen-related cell adhesion molecule 20-like. The coding region runs from base 1 to 1194 and encodes 397 amino acids. The transcript is spliced from 7 exons. NCBI's taxonomy places the organism in Eukaryota, Metazoa, Chordata, Actinopteri, Cypriniformes, Xenocyprididae. The record is from RefSeq and is a predicted model, not a curated record.